GCUCCCCCACCAUACAUAAAAAUGUUGUGAAUUUAGAAAGAAAAUAACACCUCCCCAUUUUUCCUUCCUAAUUUUUUUUUGACCUUUCAAUAUUUGGACUAUCAGGGAAAACAAAACAAAACUGCUUCCUAACUUGUAGGUUUAGAAUUGUCACCAGGAUCCAGCUUAAUGUAUCUGCAUAAACUCUAAACAGAUGACUGAAUAGUGUUUACCAAUAGACUAAAAUCUAACAAGCAGUUAUGAUUUUUCAAGGAAACCAUCUAGUUGAAUACAUAUAAAAAAGAGGCCCAAGGGGAAGAUGGCCAAAGAUAUAAAGAUCUUCUCUGGAUCACUAAGCAAGCAGGGGAGUAAUGUUUUUGUAUAAUAUAGUGUGGCUGACCUAAUAAAAAAUGUUGUCUCAGCACUGAAGGAACAUCAUUAAUCCAUAUGACUGUAUGAAAUUCUGCUUUAAUUCUCAUGAUCUAUAAAAGUUCUGUAACAUUUCAAAUUAAUAUCCAGGGCACCAGUAUAAAAAUCACUUUUAUUUAGAUUAUCUAAACCGAUCUCUUUUUUAAAAAGUGAACAUGCAUCAGAUGGGAAUGUUUCGGGGGAGGACUUACAAGGCUGCCUGUAACUGAUAACAGACUGACCUUUCACAGUAAACAACCACAAAGUGACAACAUGUAUGAGACAACUGUUUUCAGGAGCUGGUCAACAGGCAGCACAAAAUAUCCAGCUCAAAGGAGGGAAAACUCUCGAGAUGAGCUUGGUCAGGCUGGCCUUGGCUCUCUUCCAGCGGAGUUUCCUGAUUGCAGUGUAGUCAGCUUGAGUCUGAGCUGAGCACAGCAGUCCUGCUGAGCUGAGGAAGCAGAGAUCAAGGUUCAGGGCAGCUGAAGCAGCUGGAAUCCAUAGGCUGGGGACAACUUUCUCUGUUCCGUGUUGCUAUGAGAAAAUGCCUCAUUCAAGAUGAAGUAUAAUGAAGUUUGUCUCCUACUGCUGCUGGUGGUCAAAUAGCAUGGUGUUCCUUGGUUCUUGAGUAAUCAAGUGCAAGAAGAACUCAUCUGUCUGCAUUCUGAGUCCUGCCCUGCGCAAGCCCCUGUAACGCUGACCGCCGCCUCUACCCCAGACAUUGUUCUGGGGCCCGUAUGAGGUCAGCAGUGUGAAGAUGACCAGUGCCUUCUUAGCAUGACGACCUUGGACCAUGUGAUCGCUACCCAUCAGUCAGAGUGGGUCUCCUUCAACGAAGAGCCACUCUUUCCUGUCCUUUCUGAGGGGGAUGCUGAGGAGCACCUCCCGGGACUGUCAUCUUCCUCAGACCAGUCUGAGAGCUCCUCUGUGGGGAACCAGGCAGUGGAUGGAGGCACUCGGGACCUUUCCCCCUCUGAGCAGGAUGACUCCUCUGAAAAGCUGGGCCUCAUCUCUGAAGCGGCCUCUCCUCCUGGGAGCCCUGAGCAGCCCCCUCCUGACCUGGCCUCAGCCAUCAGCAACUGGGUUCAGUUUGAAGACGACACACCCUGGGCCAGCACCUCACCACCUCAUCAGGAAACAGCGCUCACAUUGACCAUGCCCUGCUGGACGUGCCCCUCCUUUGGCUCCCUGAGGAGAUGCCCUCUGACCUCGGAGAGCAGCUGGACCACCCAUUCUGAGGACACCAGCAGUCCUAGCAUUGGCCCUUCAUACACAGAUCUGCAGCUCACCAACGCAGAGGAGCAGACAAGCGGCAGGGCUUCGGGGGCUGACUCAACUGACAAUUCUUCCUCACUCCAGGAAGAUGAAGAGGUAGAGAUGGAAGCCAUCAGCUGGCACACCAGCAGUCCACCCAUGAAUGGGCACCCUGCCCCUCCAGGGACAGCCGCUCGUUUCCCCAGCUGGGUCACUUUUGAUGACAAUGAAGUCAGCUGUCCUUUGCCACCAGUCACCUCUCCUCUGAAGCCGAAAAUGCUCCCGAUGGCACCUGUGACACCAGUUGUACCUUCUAACUCCACUGGGUCAUUCAAGAGGGAUCGUCCCAAGAGCUCUUUGAUGAGCUUCUCCAAAGUUCAGAAGCUAGACAUUUCCGCCUUAAACCAUCCACCCCCCACAACUGAAGCACCACCUUGGAGGGCCACCAAUCCUUUCCUGAAUGAGACACUCCAGGAUGUGCAACCCUCCCCUAUCAACCCUUUCAGUGCUUUCUUCGAGGAACAGGAAAGGCGCUCCCAGAAAAGUUCCAUUUCCAGUACCACAGGCAAAAGCCAAAGAGAUUCCCUCAUUGUUAUCUACCAGGAUGCCAUCAGUUUUGAUGAUUCAAGCAAAACCAAGUCCCACUCUGAUGCUGUCGAAAAACUCAAACAACUCCAGAUCGAUGAACCUGAUCACGUCAGCAGUGCAGUACUACCUGAUGAUGACCCGAUAGCCUGGAUUGAACUAGAUGCUCACCUACCUAGCUCAGCACUGACUCAGCCCAGAGAUGGCUGGCCAAUGAUGCUCAGGAUCCCGGAGAAGAAAAACAUCAUGUCCUCCAGGCACUGGGGACCAAUCUACAUCAAACUGACGGACAGUGGUUACCUGCAGCUCUAUUAUGAGCAGGGACUAGAAAAACCAUUCCGUGAGUUCAAGCUGGAGAUCUGCCAUGAGGUUUCCGAACCCCGGCUUCAAAACUAUGAUGAGAAUGGUAGGAUCCACAGCUUGCGGAUAGAUCGCGUCAUCUACAAAGAGAAGAAGAAAUAUCAGCCUAAACCUGCUGUAGCCCACACAGCAGAGAGGGAACAAGUGAUUAAGCUGGGCACCACCAAUUACGACGACUUCCUGAGCUUCAUUCGUGCAGUUCAGGACCGGCUCAUGGAUCUGCCAGUAUUGUCAAUGGACUUGAGCACAGUUGGCUUGAACUAUCUUGAAGAGGAGAUUACAGUGGAUGUCCGAGAUGAAUUCUCUGGCAUUGUACGCAAAGGAGACAACCAGAUUCUCCAGCACCGAGUCUUGACUCGGAUCCACAUUCUGAGCUUUCUUUCUGGGCUUGCAGAGUGCCGACUGGGACUCAAUGACAUUCUCAUCAAAGGAAAUGAAAUCGUGUCUCGGCAAGACAUCAUGCCCACCACUACCACCAAAUGGAUUAAACUCCACGAGUGUCGUUUUCAUGGGUGCGUGGAUGAGGAUGUGUUCAACAGUUCUCGGGUUAUUCUUUUCAACCCUUUGGAUGCUUGCCGGUUUGAGCUAAUGCGGUUCAGGACAGUGUUUGCUGAGAAGACCUUGCCUUUCACACUCAGGACAGCAGCAAGCAUCAAUGGGGCAGAAGUGGAGGUGCAGAGCUGGUUGAGGAUGUCUACCGGCUUCUCCUCCAACCGUGACCCUCUCACUCAGGUUCCCUGUGAGAACGUAAUGGUGUGUUACCCAGUGCCCAGCGAGUGGGUGAAAAACUUCCGCAGGGAAAGUGUCCUAGGGGAAAAGUCUUUGAAAGCCAAAGUGAACCGAGGGGCAAGUUUUGGCUCAACGAGUAUCUCUGGCUCUGAGCCCGUCAUGAGAGUAACUCUGGGAACGGCCAAGUAUGAGCAUGCCUUCAAUGCCAUUGUGUGGAGGAUAAACCGGCUGCCUGACAAAAACUCAGCUUCUGGCCACCCACACUGUUUCUUUUGCCACCUUGAACUUGGCUCUGACCGGGAAGUGCCUUCCAACUUUGCCAACCAUGUGAAUGUCGAGUUCAGCAUGCCCACGACUUCUGCAUCCAAAGCCGCCGUAAGAUCCAUCUCCGUGGAAGACAAGACUGACGUGAGGAAGUGGGUCAAUUAUUCCGCACAUUACAGCUACAAGGUGGAAAUUGAGCAGAAAAAGAGUUUGAAACCAGACUUCGAAGGAGAUGAAACAGAAAAUCCUAAGGAGUGUGGGGUACAAUGACAAACCCUAUACCUGCUAGGGUGUCUUCCUGACUUGCUGAAGUUUAAGUCAAUACCUGCUGUGGCCUCUCCAUGCUGGGAACAAUCUGUCAGAGACCUGCCUGUUUGCAGUUACCUGUCUUUGAAAGGGAACUCGUGAGGAGGUUGCUAAAUAGAGGCUUUUUGAUCAUGACUGAGCCUGAAGCAUGUGGUUCAUCUGAUUUUUGGCGUUUUCUGUAUAAUUAAGCCUUCUUGUCUCACUUCUGCUUCUAUCAGAGUACUAGUAUGUGGUUUGUUAUGACUGUAAACAAGUCUAGAAAAGUACCUCCAACAUCAUUGUGGGCAUGAUUUCUUAAUGAUAUUUAUCUGUCACCCAUGAGUUUCUGGAAGAUGUGGUUUUGCAAAGUUACUUAAGAGUCCAUUUCUGUCACUUCCUCUAGAAAAGACUCAGAAAAGAGUCAAGGCAAAUUUUUUCUUUGGGUCUACUAGACCUUUUUUAGAUGUCUCUAUUCUUUAAUGCUAUGCAACAGAACUUCUCCAGAUGUUUCUCUCCUGGAUAUAGAUUAUUUAGACCGAAACAUUUUUGUUUUCCCUUCUCUUAGGUUUCAGUCACAGGCUUGGUUAUCCUGAAUCUCACUAGACAAUGAGAAAGGGCCCCACUGGGUUUUUAAAAUUCUGUGAUCAGACCUACAUUCUACAGAUGGAUUGGAUUCACAUCCUGUUGAGAGGAAAGCAAAAUUUGGCUUAUUUUUCUUAGUUUUGAGGAAAAGGGACAUUAACUGUAAGAUUAUGUUCAGUUCAAGAGACAUCUUCAGUCUCAUUGAAUUCCCAAAUUCAUACCGAAAAAUAUAGGCCACCUUCUGAUUCUUGAAACAAAUACCUCAGGCAUUUGUCAAGGGCAUUUGGGAGUUCUUUUUGUACCUCGUAGCUCAAACCGUUACAUGUCUCUGUACUGCAAAUAUUUUAGGAAAUUUAAGGUGGAAAGGAUAUUUUAAAAGCUGUUUUAAGCUUUGGAUACGUUCUCUUAAGUGCAGAGCUUGAUAAUCAUAGUAUUGUAAUAAAUCAAAAAGGCAAACUAGGAUAAUCAUAGGGAAAAUAUUUCCCUAUAUUGUGAACAUUAAAUUCUGAUUCUAGGAUUAGGGACAUUCAGUCCUCUUUCUCUUCACUUUAUAUGUACCUUGGUGUUUUACCAUGAACAUAAUGAGGUGAGAGAAAGUAUAUUUUACCUGAUUUGUAGAUGAUGCAGAUGUAGACACUACAUCAGAUUUUUCAUUGACAGAUUCAAGGUUAAUUUAUUCAAUGAACAGUCAUUGAAUUAUAACUGUUACUGACACUAGGUUAUAGAAAUCAUUACAGUUUUUGAAGUCUCUAAGCAUAAGACUGACACUAAAUGGAGGAACUGGAGAGGCAUUAAUGAGAAACCCUAAAUUCUGAAUUUUUAAAAAGCACCGCUCCAAGUACAGAUUCUGUGUGUGUGUGUGUGAGUUGAUGAGAAGGAUUUUGGGACAAACUGGUUUUAAAGCCACUCAUAGAAUGUUUUCUUAGGGAAAUGGGAGUUCAGUUUUGAACUGGAAGUAUAUUAUGGCUGUCAAAGGUCAUGUAUUCAACCUGUGUUAACACAAGUUUAGAGAUCUCUAUAUGAUGUAUUGGUCAGUACAUAUCUAGAUGAAUUCAAUUACAGAUACAAUAUUCUAAAAGAAACCUUAAUAAGUUUCUUGAGUUUCUAGGCAGGUAAAAAGGGUCAUGAAGAGUCUUACUAUAUAAGGAACAGGAAUAGCAACCUUAAAGAAUAACAUAUUACUGGAAAGGGGGUACAGAGCAGGAUGGAGUGAUAUAAUAACUGUCUCAAAAUUUCUGUCAAACUAUAAAAAAGGAAGAGGAAGUAGAUUUAGGAAUUCCAAAGAGGAAUAGACUCAAGCAGUAAAAUUUCCUGUCUUUGUAAAUGCCCAAAAGUUAAAAUAACUCUCUAUCCCACAUGCUGUGAGAGGGACUGUCACAUUGGAUUUUGGCUAGCUGAUGACCGAGUUGUUUUUUUGUUUUUUGUUUUUAAUGGCAUCAACAAGAAUAAGACACUCUAGCACCAGCAGUGUUUCUUCUUCAUGUUUUCAUGCUGCUUGAAAUACAAUGAAGUCCUUUAAAGAUUUGCCAAGGGAUUCCAAAGCAUGUCCUUUCCCGUGUUGUACUAGAGACGCUGAAGACUUCUCAUAGGAUGUCCAGAUGGGUCAGGGAAUCGGCAGUAUGAAUGAAGGCCAUCCCAAUGCCUUCCUCACCCAAGUUAGCUCAGUGGCUAGACCCUGCCUCAACUGCUAGCAUCGCAUGAGUGUUACUUGUUGGUUCUUCUUUUCCCCCCUUAAUUCUCGUUGCCUUCUUGUUUUCGCCUGAACUGAUUUUUCUAUUUGUUUGUUUGUUAACCAAGAAGUAAACAAAAUCCCUUUUGUAUUAUCUGCAUUUGGCAAGCAAAUUAGUACUAAAUUUUAAGAAUGUACUACCUUGAUAACAUCAAGUUUGUUUUGGUUAUACUUUUUUUAGGGAACUAAUUAUGAGGAACAUAGGGGUUAGGAAAUCUGAUACAAUAUAUUUUUAGUGAUUUAUUAAUAACCUACAUAAAAAUCACAGGACAAAUAGCCUUUUUUGAUGUGCAGAAUCUGCAACUGCCAUCCAGGAUGUGGGUUUUUACUUUUUGUGGUUACAAAAAGUUCUACUCUGUGAUAUCAAUAAUGUGAAAAUCUUAAAAGUGAAUUCAUCUUACCAUACAUAAUAGUACUAGUCGAAUACAAGUCAAAUGUCAUAUGAUAGUAAGAGCUAUACUGUACUUUUAAGUCUAGGACUUGCUCUUCAACUUUACAGUAAAAAAGGAGAAUAAUUAAAUUCAUUAUGAUACGUCAAAGAAGAGAAGUGAGGCGUUUUGUGGGGGAACAUUAAACCUCCUCUGCCUGCUCUUAUCAAAAGUUAGCACUUUGUUCAUAUUAAAUAUUAUCUGGAGAGUUUUAUUGUGUUUUUUUAUUCUCUGCUUUCUAUCUUUUUGCAUUAUUAUGGGGCUUAUGAUCCAUGAGAAUAUUUUUCUACUUCAAAUAUUUCUUAUUUGAAAUGAGACUAAUUUCUAUUCAAACCCAGUGGUUGGAUGACUGUAUUUCCCUAGAAACCCAUGCUCUACAAAAUGAGAUGCAUAAAGACAAGGAAUGUAUCUUACUCUUGUGUUUCCAAUACUCUGCCCAAAGCCUGGAAUAUAAUAGAAGUCAGCCACUGUCGAUCAUUCCUGGCAGGGCAAACAUAUUCAUGAAAUAAAGGAAAAUUAUUUGGUAGUCAGUAUAUAUGUUUAUUGAAAGAAUACUGACCCUGAGAUUCUGAGACUACUGGACUGUUACAUAUCAACAAAUAUUAAAGCAAGCAAUUAGCUCUUAUUUCCAGGAGGAUUUAAAUAAUUUUGUUUUUUUUUUAAUUCCCUCUUCCAAUGUCAACACUUAAGCACUUCAUGCGGUGCUGAACUUGAACUACAGUGUACCUUAUUCAUUCUGGGAAACAUUUUUUGUGUCCACAGGUAAAUUAGCACAGAUGCUGCCUAUAAUCAGCAUUGAUUCAGUUUUGUUGCUGAGAGUCAAACCGUAUCUAUGAGCCUGAACCUUGCACAUGAGAAUGGUUAGUGGGAGAAUUGCGUGUGGAAUGGAAUUUGAUAGAAUGCUCCCCAGGGUUGGUGGACCAAUUCUUUGUCUUUCCCAGUGUUAACCACAGUAGCUAAUGUUACUGUACAUUUCUUUUUUCACCACAUAAAUGGAGGUCUAAGGUUAGGAAGGCUGAAUCGUGUCAGAUUUCACAGCUGACUUAGGUUUUAUAAAUCAACAGUGAAAAAACAGAACGAGCUGAAAAAUUUUCCCUUAAAAGCCUUGCAAAUUGUUAAAUUUGUGUGAGUAGGAAGCAAUGCCAUCCAACCUACUUUUACAAAUUCUCCCAGUUGGAAUGGUAAUUUUAACUCUUCUAAGAAUUACUAUGUUAAUCCCAGCAUAUUUACAGUUUUGCUAAAGAAUGCAAUCUAACAGGAAAUUCAAACAAAACUAACAAAAAAUUUUAAAACAUCUAGUAAACAAAUCUGUAAGACAUCAUUUCAACUUCUCUCUCUUUUUUUUUUUUUUUUCUUUUCUUUUUUAAUUUUUUGUGACACUGGAAAGUGAAUCCAGGGCCUUCUGCAUGCUAGGUGAACGUUCUAUCAAUGAUCUACUGGAUAUAAUAUAAAAAACAGACUAAAAAAUAGAAAUUGAAGGGCUAUGGAUAUAGCUCAGCAGCACGGUUCCUGCUUGGCAAGCAUGAGCCCAUGAGUCCAGUUCCUGGUACCCAACCCCAACUUGUAAUAUUGCAGCAUUCUCACCAAGUUCUCUGCAUGUUACCAAAGUCCAAGUGCCAAUUCUCUACCAAUCAUCAUUUCUUUAUUGUACUCUUUGUAUGUGAGACAGGCUUUGUCAUUCGUAUUUGCAUUUUUAAGGAAUUAAAGUGAAGAAAAUAUGUAAGACAGCCCUAAAUAUAGAGAACAAAUGUGUAUAUCAGUAUUUCUCAUAUUAACUAAAGCAAGGAUGUGAUUUUUUACUUUUUGUCUAUUGUGCCUGAGUAAAUCUGCUUCAGAAAAUCUAGUCCUUUGUUUUGAGAAUUGAGAAAGAAAAAUGUGUUGCUCAGCUUGUACUUCCAAGCUUGCCUGUAAGGCAAAAGCUUUCCAUAUUAAUGUAUUUGGCAGUGCCUGGCAAAAGGCAAGUAAUAACUGGAUAUAAUAUAAAAAACAGACUAAAAAAUAGAAAUUGAAGGGCUAUGGAUAUAGCUCAGCAGCACAGUGCCUGCCUGGCAAGCAUGAGGUCAUGAGUCCAAUUCCUGGUACCCAACCCCCCAAAAUAAAAAUACAGCAUUGGCCACCAAUCUUCAAAAUAUUUUUUAAGUGUAAGCCGUUUCUUAAAGCUAAAAGUAAGAAACUAUUGGCAAAAAAAAUUGCAGAGCAGGGGUAAACAACAGAGUUAUUCAGCUUAACAAAUGUUUGUGAUGUCUACCAAGGUGCUGUGUUAGCCGGCUUCCUAAAAGGAUCAAAGGCUAAGCUCAAGGACACUGAGGAUUGUUUAUGUAAAGUCCCAGUUCAACUUAAGUUUCCAGCGAAAGAGAUACUGUUUCCUCGGGUUCUUUCCAACUACAGUUUCAUGGGUUAUUUUACAAAAUACACUUUGAUGCCACUUUCAGUGAUAGUCCGUGUCGGUAUGACUUCAUAUGUUACUAGGAACCAAGAAAUUUAAAUUUUGAAGAUUGGGAAACCCAGCUGGUUCACCUGUCCCUUUACAUGUCAACUGCCCAGGAGAUAGAAACAAAGAAAACCCUGUGAUCCUUUAUUUUGCACUUGCCUUCAAAACACCAGUUAAAAAGGUAGAUCAAAAGGGGUGGUGCAGAUUGGUUGGAAUGCUUCUCUGGAUGUUCCAUGGCAUCACUCAGCAAAACAAUGGUGUGGGUAAAGAACAGACAGACUUCCAAGGUGGAUGUGAGGAUUUAGGUACAGUGGGAAGCAGCAGUAGGUCUAACCCUCCAAGGUGCUGAGGAUGUUAGCAUGGUCCCUGACCUACAGAUACAUCCUUUUACACAAAUGACUAAAGGAGGGAAAACUACUUAGUAAACAUCCUGGGACUAUUUAUAACAAAAACAAAUGAGACAAAGGCACAGUCCCCCAACCCUGACCUCCUUGAUGUCCCUUAGCAACACAAAAAUAUAAAUUAAAAAAUUUAAAAGCAUAUAUGUACAAGCUACAAAACAGCUUCUCUUAGGUGACACGUAUAAUUAUGAUUUUGAUUUCUUGUACUUAGAUGUAAUGGAUGGAUUCCACCAGGAUGGAACACUAAUUCUAGCACCUUCCAUUUCACUCCCAAGUUCUGCCUUGGAUCACACUCUCAGCUCUAGUUGUGGACACCAGGUAGCCACACAGUAACUGAAAUCCGGCACCGUGUCAUUUGUGGCUAUGUGCUGUAGAAUGGGCAACCCUGGCAGUAUCUUAUGGGGGUGACUCAGCUCUCAACAGUGUGUUGGGUGUGAGGGUGUUAAAGUCGUGAGUGAGGGAAGGGACUGAUAAGAACUCUCCUGAUCCUCAGGCAGCAUUCAUUUAACCUUUUUGUCCACUUGCCAAUGGAAUCUGGAGAAAACAUUGCCAUAUUCAAGAGAUGAAUCAGAAUCAGUACUCCUCACCCUGCAUUUUUGUAAUGGCCAUAGUGAAUUUCCGUGUGUGAGAUCAGGUGAACCCAAGAGCCAGUGAACGAUUCAGCUGCUGCAAGGCUUGUGUUUUCCUUCCUUCAUCGCUCAUCUUCAUUUUAUGUCAUUUCUUGCACUAUUGUUAAUUUUAUGUAAAACAAGUUUACUUACGUUUUAGAAAGUUACAAUGUGCCUACGUAAUAAAGUCUACACACUGGCUAUCUCUAUAGAGGUGAGGUUUUGUUUCAGUUGUUCUACUGAUUAUAAUCUGUAAUGCCUUUUUUUGAACUAUGAAAAUGAGCUGUUAAUAAAAUUUUCAAAUAAA
Cavia porcellus (domestic guinea pig) is the source of this 10350-nucleotide messenger RNA. It is a transcript of the gene Ston2, whose product is annotated as stonin 2. NCBI's taxonomy places the organism in Eukaryota, Metazoa, Chordata, Mammalia, Rodentia, Caviidae. The coding region runs from base 1165 to 3849 and encodes 894 amino acids. Gene Ontology annotation, biological process: synaptic vesicle endocytosis; regulation of endocytosis. Gene Ontology annotation, cellular component: clathrin-coated vesicle; synaptic vesicle. The transcript has 7 exons. The record is from RefSeq and is a predicted model, not a curated record. Gene Ontology annotation, molecular function: clathrin-cargo adaptor activity.